AUGGCGAAAAUGGAAACGGGCAUUCGAGAUAACGCCGAAGGAAAAGGUUUGGAUAAUACGCGAAAGAAAACUUUGCAGCUUCUACAUUACGUGGGAAUGGAAGUUCAGGAUAUUUUCCAGGAUAUUACAGACCCUGACCCAGUUAACGAUAAUCAGGAUCCGUACGCUGUGUGCAUUAGGAAACUGGAUCACUAUUUUCGUGCUGAAGAAAACAUACCGUUCGAGCGACACGUGUUUAGGCAAAUGGCGCCAAAUGAAGAGGAACCGGUGGAUAAACACCUAGUGCGUCUUCGCCAACAGGCAAGACACUGUAAUUUUGGUGCUGCGUUAGAAGAAAGAUUCCGAGACCAAUCAAUCGAGAAGUUAACCGAUUUGGAGCUGAAAAAGAAAUUGUUGGAAACAAGGAGAAUCCCUUUGGAUGCGAUUCUCGAAAAAGCAAGAGCUUCGGAAGCGGCCAAAUAA
Porites evermanni is the source of this 462-nucleotide messenger RNA. The record is from the annotation of a GenBank genome assembly. Lineage: Eukaryota; Metazoa; Cnidaria; Anthozoa; Scleractinia; Poritidae.